AUCGAUUUGGCGGCUCGUAUGUUACCAGUAAUUGCUGCCCUUCAACUAUUCGACGGAACAUCAGGUGUAUGUGCUGGAGCUAUACGUGGAGCGGGUUUGCAGCUGGUCAGUGCAGCCAUAUGCAUUUGUUGCCUGUAUCUUUUGGCAGCGCCUAUCGAGUUGGUCCUUGUGUUUGUGUUGGGGUACCAAUUGGAAGGUAUUUGGAUCGGUUUUGCUGUAGGAGCUGUAUCGCAAGCGGUGGCUUAUUGUAUCGCUAGCAACUGCGUGGAUUGGAAGAAACAAGUUGAGCUGGCACAUGAGAGAACAAGAGACGUUUCUGUGUCAGGGCUCGAUGACAUUUCGCUGAAUGGCUGCGGCUCGAGUGCUUACCAAGCCGAUGGUUAUGACAAUGGCAAGCUUAUCGCAAUUUUGACAUGA
Messenger RNA from Dicrocoelium dendriticum, 417 nucleotides. The record is from the annotation of a GenBank genome assembly. Lineage: Eukaryota; Metazoa; Platyhelminthes; Trematoda; Plagiorchiida; Dicrocoeliidae.